Messenger RNA from Sipha flava (yellow sugarcane aphid), 2250 nucleotides. RefSeq names its product feline leukemia virus subgroup C receptor-related protein 2. The transcript has 8 exons. The record is from RefSeq and is a predicted model, not a curated record. NCBI's taxonomy places the organism in Eukaryota, Metazoa, Arthropoda, Insecta, Hemiptera, Aphididae. Gene Ontology annotation, molecular function: heme binding; heme transmembrane transporter activity. The coding region runs from base 805 to 2160 and encodes 451 amino acids. Gene Ontology annotation, biological process: transmembrane transport; heme export. Gene Ontology annotation, cellular component: membrane.
UGCGAGACCGCGUCGAGGGAGAAAAAAAAAUAAAACUCGGUGGAAUAACUUUCCUCCAGAUGUGUUUGCGGAAGAAGGCAACGCCGGCCGAGGUAAGGUACGAUUUGGGUAGGUGCCCAUGUUAAAAAGCUAACUCGUACCGUACUAUUUUUGAUGCUCGCGUUUGUGUUAUAUUCGUACAUACAUAAAAUCAUUAAUUAUUAUCGGGUGAGCGUAAUAAAUCAUUUUUGCCCGUGUGAACGACACCGCGGAGCGAUUGUCGACAUGUACGGCGGCCGGGCGCAAGCCACGCGCAUCCCAUCAAAGUUCGUCCAAUCCCGAGGCUCGAAUGCCGAUCGGCAGACAUGCGACGUCAUCGACUCAACCGCCGCCGCUGAAUGCAACGUCGAGCCGGCGAACCGGUUACAGUGUCGCACCACUGCCGCGGUCGUCACGAGUCGCUACGGACGCACGCCGUCAUCUCCGUUGCAGCCAGUUGUAAGGACUAAUCCGAAAAACGCGGGCACUCGCGCGUUGCUUGCACGGCACUGGGUUCGUAUUCAAAAUCCGUUGUUCCUCCGACCGAUUUCGCCGGGCAUUCGUUUGCGCGGAACACCCGAACAACACGACUCCGGAAUUGGGAGAGCAAAGCUGUGCCGCCGUAUCGUCUCCGGUGUCGAUCAUUACGCGUUACACGACCACAUUAAACUAGUCGAGUAUCCGCGAAUAACAAAUAUUCAAUCAAACACAGUAAAAGUAUAUUGUUGUGAGUAAGUCAUGGCAUCGAGGUAAACGGUUUUUUUUUUCGAAAAACAACUCGCAAUCAUGCCUGACGCAACAGAUUACGGCGUCAAUGGAAACAUGCAAAACGCGUUGCCGAUAGUCAUUGAUUGUAAACUUUACAAAAGACGAUGGCCAAUGUUGCUUCUAUUCGUCUUGUGUUCAAUGGCCAGCGCAGCUCAGUGGAUCCAGUACAGCAUCAUAUCCAACGUGAUCCAAAAAUUCUACAACGUUUCAAGUUUUACCGUCGAUUUGACGUCAAUCGUAUACAUGAUCACUUACAUACCACUCAUAUUCCCGGCAUCUUGGAUACUCGACAAAAUGGGUCUCCGCGUAGCUAUGAUAGCCGGCGCAUUUGGUACAAUGAUUGGCGCCUGGUUUAAAGUAGCGUCCUCCAGACCGGACCGAUUUUACAUGACCAUGUUUGGUCAAACGAUCGUGGCAAGUUCGCAAGUUUUCAUAUUAAACUUGCCUGCUCGUUUGGCGGCUGUAUGGUUCGGCCCGUCGGAAGUGUCCACGGCGUGUUCGAUCGGAGUGUUUGGAAAUCAGCUAGGCGUAGCACUGGGUUUCCUACUGCCGCCGUUAGUGGUUCACGAUAGCGAUGACUUGUACGACAUUUCUUCCGGUUUGUCUCGAAUGUUUUACACCACAGCGAUAGUUUCGACCGUUGUAUUUUUAUUAGUAUACUUCUUUGUCACAGCAUCACCUCCACUGCCGCCGAGCUUAGCGCAAGCCAACCAAAGGUCGACAACCAACAACAAUGACCCCAGGAAUUUCAUUAAGUCCCUGUGGCGACUAAUUGGCAACUACGGAUUCGUUUUGUUGUUGCUGUCGUACGGCAUGAACGUCGGGUCUUUUUACGCCAUUUCUACGUUACUCAAUCAGAUCAUAUUGCAAUAUUUUCCGGACAAUGCAGUAGACGCUGGCAGAAUAGGUUUGUCGAUCGUUGUUGCUGGAAUGUUUGGUUCAGUUGUGUGCGGUUUUGUUUUGGAUAAAACGCAUUUGUUUAAAGAAACAACGCUCGUGGUGUACGCUUGUUCGCUGUUCGGCAUGAUAGUCUACACGUUCACGUUGUCUUGUGGACACAUAUCGAUCGUGUACCUGUCGGCGAUCCUACUCGGGUUUUUCAUGACCGGUUACUUGGCUGUUGGAUAUGAGUUGGCCGCCGAACUGACCUAUCCUGAGUCCGAGGGAACGUCCAGCGGAAUGUUGAACGCAGUGGUGCAGGUGUUCGGUAUCAUAUUUACACUGGUUUACGGAUGGAUUCUACAAGCGUCCGGGGACAAGAAAGCCAAUCUAUUUUUGGCCGGAACACUUGUUCUUGGAACUUUGUUCACAGCCAUGAUACCGUCGGACUUGCGGCGGCAAGCGGCUCAGCAAAAGAAAUCAUUGAUUAACUAACGAAAGUUUUCACUGUUAAGUGAUGUCAAUUCAAAUUUUUAUAAAUUUAUUAACAACACAAACGUAUUAAAUAUGUUGUAUACUUGUAUU